Molecule: messenger RNA, 3493 nt
Organism: Misgurnus anguillicaudatus (oriental weatherfish)
Lineage: Eukaryota; Metazoa; Chordata; Actinopteri; Cypriniformes; Cobitidae
Biological process (GO): DNA repair; telomere maintenance
Molecular function (GO): DNA helicase activity
Source: RefSeq, a predicted model, not a curated record
GAAGUCAGUGUGCAAGAAGCAGUCGCUCGCACAUGCAGUCUGAAAUUAAAGUCUUCAUCACGUGCUGUCAUAUUCAUACCUACUGACGACAACGCUGUAAAGAUGAGUUUACCAAUGAGCUGUUUGCAGACUAUGGAUGAUGACAUAGAGAAUGUGUGGAUGACUGGAUUGCCAGAAAAGUACAAGGCCAGACCAAACAGACCUCAAUUUGAAAACAUGUGCAUGGCCGAAUUUGCAAGUGAAUACCGCAUUGUUUAUGCAGGACAGAAAAAAUGUAAAAAUGUUUUACCCCUUCAAAAAAACUUGGGACACAUACAGAAAAGAACAAGAGGAAAACCUGCUGUCAUAAGGUUUGCUCGUUUCUUACAACAAAAACAUCCAGAAAAAUUCUAUGGAACGCUUCUGAAACUUUACUUGCCAUAUCGCUCAGAUGAGCAGCUGAAGUCGACCAGAUUCCAGACAUAUGAAUCAUUUUAUGCAUCCGCUUCAGUAAAACUACCAGGAACUGAUAAACUGCAGCGUGUGUGCAAGAUUGUAAAUGAAAACCGUGAGAAAUAUGAAAAACAUAACGAGGCUAUAGAACAGGCUAUUGAGGAUUUUGAACAGAAUGGUCCAGUUGAAGAUGCAUGGACUACAUUGGCAGCGGCAAAUGAACUAAUCCGAUUGGAGAGCAUAUCUGAACGUGAACCCACUGAUCCUAAUGACGUGAAUGAGCAGGACAAUAUUCCUGAAUACACAGCAUCUACCUCCAUCAGUAACACAGCUAUGCCACUCAUGGAAGCUACCCAACAAAAUCAUGCACAGAUGCGCAAAAUGUACCAGAGCUUGAAUCAAACACAAGCUUCCAUAUUUUAUGCAGUCCGAGAUUGGUGCAAAAGAUGUGUCUCUGGUGAAAACCCACAACAAUUUCUGUAUUUUUUGAAUGGAGGAGCAGGAGUUGGUAAAUCACACGUUAUCAAAUCUAUUUAUGCAGAAGCAACCAAGAUUUUGCACAGGCUUCCAUGCAUACGAGAGCAUACUGACAUUUUCAAGCCAACCGUUCUUUUAACAGCAUUCACAGGAACUGCAGCCUUUAACAUCUCUGGUAAAACACUGCACUGUCUUCUGAAACUCCCAAGAAGCUUGAAGCCUCCAUACCAAGGCCUGGGAAACAGCUUGGAUGAAAUAAGGGCAGACUUUUCUAAUGCACACAUUUUAAUUAUUGAUGAAAUAUCAAUGGUGUCAAAACAGUUGUUUGCGUAUGUUAACUGGAGACUGCAACAGAUUAAAGGAAACCAGAAACCUUUUGGAGGAUUAUCUAUACUAGCUGUUGGAGAUUUUUUCCAGCUACCACCUCUUGGAAGAGCAAAACCACUCUGUGUGUAUGAGGACCAUGUGCUGGACUUCUGGACAGAUAAUUUUCAAAUGAUAACUAUGACACAGAUCAUGAGACAGAGAGAUGAUCUUGCAUAUGCUGAAUUAUAACAGUGAAGCCAUAUCCUCCCGCUUUUCAAAUAUUAUUAACAUCGAUGCACAUGAUUACAAAAAAGAUCCCCGAACAGGAGAAAUGAAAAGGCAAGCGGCACCAUUUAAAGGAGACAAGCACAACCUUAUUGACACACUACAGAUUGCUAUUGGUGCACGAGUGAUGCUUACCAGAAAUAUUAAUGUAGAUGAUGGAUUGGUUAAUGGCACUUUUGGCAAGGUGGCAAAAAUAACAGCACAUCCUUGAGAUGGAUUUGUUCAAUUAAUUGGUCUUCAUUUAGAUAAUGUGGCUGCUGGACACAAACAUCGCAACAAAGCACCUGAUGGAGAUGAAAACAUUGUCUAUAUUGAGAGGUCAGAGGAACCACUGAAAAGAAAAGGAACAGUUCGUAGACAAGUUCCCAUGAAGCUUGCUUUGGCAUGUACCAUCCAUAAAGUGCAAGGAAUGACAACUGAUUGCGCUGUUGUAUCUCUCAAACACAUAUUUGAAUCAGGCAUGGCAUAUGUUGCACUCAACAGAACAACAUCACUCCGUGGACUACACAUCACUGACUUUGAUGAAAAAAAAUCUUCUGUGAUCCAGAAAUAAGUGCCUCCUUGGAGAACAUGCCUAAAGCAGAUUUUUACAGUAUCCAGCCUAUCCUACAUAUUGUACAGGAUUCCAACAUGAAUUCAGCUCUUAAAAUCGUUCAUCAUAACACAGAGGGACUGGAGUGUCAUAUGGAUGAUUUAAAAUGCCACCAUGAGCUUCUCUUGGCUGAUGUUUUGUGCCUCACUGAAACACACCUGUCAGACUCAGCUGUUCCUGCACAUCUACAUCUGGAUGGAUACACCAUGUACAAACGCAACAGGCAUGCAUCCUACACAAACUAUGCACAUUUGGCAAACAAGAAUGGUGGUGGAGUGGCCAUUUAUGUGAAGAACAGCUUUCAAGUUUGUCCUCUGAUGUACAUCCAGAACGUUACUGACUUGGGAUAUUUGGUUUUGAAGAUAGAAGCCCCCAAACAAGCACUUCUUGCAGUAAUCUACAGACCACCAAGUUAUAAUUUGGCAGAGUUUUUGGCACACCUGAACACUCUCUUGACAUCUCUGGAGAACAUUGAUUUCAGGCCUCUAAUCAUCUGUGGCGACUUCAAUGAAGAUCAGCUUUCUCAUUGCAACAAACCUAUUCGGAAUUUGUUUGAAGAUAAAGGAUACACACAGCUAAUCAGCACAGGGACAACAGAAAAAAACACUCUUCUGGACCCUGUCUUCAUAAGCGGCGCACACUCAAACGUCAGAGCAGGAGUUCUACAGACAUAUUAUAGCUAUCAUGAUCCUGUGUAUUGUUUUUUAGAAUAGAUACAUCAAAUAUAUCAAAAUCUGUAUAGAUCACACAUUCAAUACUGCUAUAUGAUAACAUCAUCAUUUUAGAAAAAAUAUUAAUGCCUAAUGCAAAUAAAUGCAAUGUAUAUUAAUACACUUUUUACUUCUUGUGUGCAUAUGUGUGUGUUAGUUAUAGACCUGGUGUGUGUGUACUCGUUUACCUAUCUAAGUGGGGAUCUUGGUGUUGUUACACACCCCCCAACAGGGGAUUGCUGAGCCAAAUGGGGACAUUUUUGAAGUACCUGCUAGGGAAAUCCUGGAUCACUCCCUUAUCCAUGAUUACAAUCGACAGGUCGUUGUUGGAGUUCAUGUUUGGUUUUCCGGUUUUCGGUAUUCCGACUCUUUUCCUGUUGCAUGGACAUCCGGUGUACCAAGCCGUGCGACUAAUUCUGCUAGGACAUCUCAGUCAACAUUCUCUGGAUCUAUCACUGAGAAUUGCUGUGGUUCUGUUCAUUGGCUGGCAUCUCUGACUCAACUACUUUGAUAAUAAAGACUCUGUAAACUUGCAUAUGCUUCCCCCUUUUUACGUGACAAUUCUUGAUUUAAAAGCAUAUCUAUAAUGUGUUUGAUAAUUGUAUUUUCAUACUUUUUUUAAUUAUCAUUUUAUAAUUUCUAAAUGAAUAUCACAUUAUUUACAAAGCAGUUAUUUAGGAGUUGUCAGUGG